Dalotia coriaria is the source of this 2336-nucleotide messenger RNA. RefSeq names its product probable tyrosine-protein kinase DDB_G0283397. NCBI's taxonomy places the organism in Eukaryota, Metazoa, Arthropoda, Insecta, Coleoptera, Staphylinidae. Bases 49 to 2007 code for a protein of 652 amino acids. The record is from RefSeq and is a predicted model, not a curated record. Gene Ontology annotation, molecular function: protein serine/threonine kinase activity; ATP binding. Gene Ontology annotation, cellular component: nucleus; cytoplasm. The transcript has 4 exons. Gene Ontology annotation, biological process: protein phosphorylation; actin cytoskeleton organization.
UUCUUUGGACAAGUGUUUAAGGUUACAACGAGGGACACUGAAGAGGUUAUGGUGUUGAAGGAGUUGUAUAGAGUCGAUGAGGAAGCACAGAAGAACUUUUUAAAAGAGGUGGCUGUUUUGAGGAGUUUACAUCAUAAUAACGUGCUGAGAUUCAUCGGGGUGUUGUAUAAAGAGCGCAAGUUGCAUUUGGUGACUGAAUACAUCGCCGGCGGGACGCUAACCGAACUUUUACACGAUGACAAGCAGAUUUUGGCGUGGCAACAGCGCGUGUCAUUCGCCAGGGACAUUGCGGCUGGUAUGGCGUAUCUACAUUCGAUGAAUAUUAUACAUCGUGACUUGAAUUCGCAUAAUUGUUUGGUUAGAGAGGAUAAGACUGUGAUUGUUGCUGAUUUUGGUCUGGCACGUAUAAUAUCACAGAAUACCGAUAGUAUACGACGUUCACCGAAUCACAAGUGUAAUAAUCAACAGAAACGCAAUGAGAGGAAGAAACGUUACACAGUUGUGGGUAAUCCAUACUGGAUGGCACCGGAAAUGAUGAAGGGGAAUAAAUAUGAUGAAAAGUUUGAUAUAUUUAGCUUCGGUAUUGUUUGCUGUGAGAUUAUUGGUAGGGUACAAGCGGAUCCGGAUUUUUUACCCAGGAGUAAUGAUUUCGGGCUGAAUCAGAGUGAUUUCCGGGAAAAGUUCUGUGCUAGUUGUCCGGAACCUUUCUUUCAAGUCGCCUUCCUCAGUACGGAUCUUAAUCCGGAUAAACGGCCGCCUUUUGAGGUUAUAGAAGUGUGGUUAGAAUCACUUGCAAUUCACCUGUCAGUUGGAUGUCCGUUACCAGCGGAUUUAUUGUUUGAUAUACAACAUUUCAAAGGUAUAAGUCCUGCUUCCAGUGGCAGUAAUACUCCGGAAGGUGGCGCUGGCGCUGGUACUGGUGGGCAUCGUAGUCCAGUCGCUCUGCAACCAAUCACCGAAGGUAAACUCAUCGUGGAUAACAUUUCCAAGUCACGCAGCUCGGAUUGUAUCAAACCGCUGGAUUCCAACCUCAAAAAGAAGCCGAAGACGAUUUUGAAGCGUGCGUUGGCUACGCAUGCGCAUACACCCUGCGCCAUGUUGGGCACGCUGUCAAAAAGCGUGGAAAAUUGUUCUCUGCAUUCAUCCACGAAUGAUUUCGAUGAAUUCUGUACGAAAUCAUGCGAUGAUUUUAGUAAUACUUUAGUUAUUGAUAAAACAAUGACUAAUCAAGAGUUUCCUAAUUAUGAAAACAUAGAUUUUUUAAAGAACGACGCUGCGUAUGUAAACGAAUCGGAUAAAACCCACAAACAGAGUUUAUGCCCUGUAAAACUUAAAAAACAAGCAAUUGUACAACCUGUUGAGAAUAACCUCAAAGAUAUCAAGGAUCAUCGUCAGUCACUACGAAAAGUCCCCAAGAAUUUCACGCGGAAUCGAUUUUUAAAGACGCAGCACCUCGAUAGGUUAGAAGAAGGUUGUGUCAAGGACAAACUGUCAACUUGUGGUAAACGCAGUACUUUAGAGGUUACAAAACCUCAAAAACAGAAAAAACCACAAACUAUACAGCCGUUAACUAAAGUACAAAACAAAGUAUCAUCCAAUACGCUGAAUAAGAACAUAUUUAAGCAAAACGACGCGAAUACAAUGACAUCUCAACAGAUUGAGGUUAUAGAAGAGGAGCCAUUGCUGCGCAGUUUACGGAAAUCACCGAAAAUGUUGGAUUUGACAGGCACACCACGGUUUCUACAACGAAAAGCAUUCACACCGGUAUUACCACGACGGUUUUUCGAUACUUUUAAAGAUAUUAACGCGAAAGAUGUAAAUCUAACCUCAAAAAACGAUAAAAAAGAAAGUUUGGGUUGUACAGGCACUGCAGGUCAUUCAAUUGUCAAAAAUUUAGUCGAGAGUUUCAAUCGGAAGGAAGCUAGUUAUGAUUUCAUGCGCGGGCCGAAAUAUGGUAGGGGUAGUUUAAAGAUGGCGGCGAAAAACAGCGAAUUCUCGCAGUUGUAAAUCAUUACCGGGGUGGAAAUCAUUAAACAUUCAAUACUGUGAUGUGUCAAAGCAUUCCAAAUUGUGAUUUGUUCAUUACUCGUUUAACAAUUGUUUAUUAUUAAUUAAUUAGGCGUACAUUUAAUGCGUAAUAUAAAUUGUAAGCGUUGGACUAAUAAUUCUGUGAUAUUUUGCCCUGUAUAAUGAUGUAUCUAAUACACUUUGUAGAUUUUUAGGUUAUUAAUACGUUUCGGUUAGCUUAGAGCAGGUUUUUGUACAGUUUUGUAUAGAAAAUCAAUAGACGUAGACAUUUUUGACAUUAACAAAUGCAAUAAACUGAUUCCGGAAUA